CGUAACCAUUCCCUCCCAACGAACACCUGCUCUGCUCUCGCCUCUCGCCGUCCCAAUCCCCUCCGAAAAUGCAGCGAUCCGGUCGUCAGCAGUUGCCGCGCCGGGCCCCGGCAGCGAUGGACCUAUUCCCCGACGGAGCCUUCGUGCGGCUACAGAACCGCGUUCAGCAGAAGUACCUCUACGCCGACGACGACGGGGAGGGGGUCUCCGUUCGCCCGUACGGCCACGUCUUCUCCCUGAACGCGGUGUGGCGGGUGCACCGCGUCCUGGUCGCCGGGAACAACAUCGUCCUCCUCCAGGGCGUCGCCUACGGCCGCUACCUCGCGAUCUCGCCCGGCAUGGCGCCGCCCGGCUACCGCGGCCGCCGCGCCGUCCAGCGAGACUACGCGGGGGACAACGUGGGCGCCCUCAUGUGGAACCCCUUGCGGAUAGUCGACGGCGAGAGAUACGUCCGCCUGCGCAACGAGUUCAACCGCAACCUCCUCCGCGCCAACGGCAGGUACCGCACCUGGCACACCGCCGUCACCGCGGAUAUCGACGACUACGGCAGGUUGAGCACGAUGAUGCAGUGGACGGUCCACAGAUUCCAAGUGGUACCGGGGCUACCACCCCUUCCACGUCCGACUGUGUAUCUUGGAGGUCGCCGUGGCCUGUUCGGGCGGCGCAUGCCCGAGGCGGAUGAACGGCGGACGAUCCGGCACGUGCGGGCGAACAACGAAGGGGACUUCGACCAGGACUCUAACAACUGGCCCACAUUCAAUUUCUUCGGCCGGUCCGUGUUCAACCUGAGGAUCCAGGUGGGGAUGCGUCAGCCCGGCGGGGAAGUCUGGGCCAUCACAAUGGCCGUGCGGCCCGGCUCGCAAGGGCGGCUAACCCCUCUGGUCACCGACCUGCCUAACAGCGUAGAUAACAUGGACAUCGUUGUCUUCGACACCGGAUCACAAGGUGCUCAGAAUUUAGUGUACCCAGCUAUAUGAUGCAGCGUAGAGGACUACGAGAGCAGAAAUUCUGACAACUUUGUAAAUCAUCUACUCGGCAAUCAAAAGCGUUUAAGCAUUGGCGUUCCCGAGACAGUGACAAGAGAAUUGGCUGUCGCCUUUUGUUAAGGCAGUUUCCGAAAAUCGAGCGACUCUUUUGUAAUGGUGGUUAGAUUUGAUGCGUUCUACUGAUCGGAAGUACUUUGAAUUGACCCUCUCAAGUUGAGAACCUGAAAACUGACGAAAA
Messenger RNA from Zea mays, 1224 nucleotides. RefSeq lists its product as uncharacterized. The transcript is spliced from 3 exons. The record is from RefSeq and is marked validated. Bases 69 to 977 code for a protein of 302 amino acids. NCBI's taxonomy places the organism in Eukaryota, Viridiplantae, Streptophyta, Magnoliopsida, Poales, Poaceae.